AUGUUAAAAUAACAAACCUAGCUUAAUACACCUUCAACUUAAUUCACUGCAAGAACUCCAGAAAAGAAUAUGGCUAUAAAGCCUCCCUAAAUAUAAAGCGAUAUCUAUAAUUAUACUCCUCAUGAAUCGAGAGGAAUUAUUUUGCUCCCAUAUCAAUAAAACUAUCAGUUGCCAGGAACUCUGAUUCCUCAAUAAGAUGUGUAAGCAGAUAUUCAAAGUCCUGCGAGAGGGUACGAAAUAAAUUCACUAGCAAAUAUCUCUGACAAUAUUAAGCAUAUAACACAGAAUCUUGAAGAAUUAUAAGUUGAAUUGAAGUAAGAAAAACAAAAGCGUUUGGACAUUGAAAACAAAUUCGAGCAAUUGCAAUAAUAAAACCAAGAGUUAGAAUAAGAGUUAAAUAAAUAGAAACAAAUAUGUAAACAAAUGGAGUAUUUUAGUAAGGAAUUGGAGAGUAAACUAUAAAACUAAGUUACCAUCACUUCAAGUCACUCCUCAGUAGAAAAUGAGAAUUAACAGAAUAUCUUCAGAUAAGUGGAAACCCAAAUGAUAGAAUUAAAAAAACAAUUAGAGCAGGAAAAAUUAAAAUCCUCUAAUGAAUCAGAUAAACUUAUUAAGGAAUUCAAGAUAAUAUAUCAAGAACAAAAAAAUUUAAAUCAGAAAUUGUUAGAUGACAAUACUCAAUUAUAAAAAGCAAUACGUUCUAUUGAGAAGAGUUCGAAGAAAGCGUAAAAGUAAUCUUCUAACUUAUUGGAAGAGGCAAAGCUUAGGAAAAUUGUAGAACUAUUUUACUUUGAUAACAAUGAAGAAUGCUUGAUUCAAAUUCCUACUGAACAAUAAUUGGAAGCCAUUAAGAUACUCAAGUAAAUUUCCUAAUCUUAGAAUUCUAAAACAUAGAAGGACUAAACAGACAAGAAAUGGAGUGCUAAAAAAGAACUCAAAAACUAAUAAGAGUAAUUGAUAGGGGAAAUUAAAGGUCAAAUGGGUAAAUUCAUUGAUCAGAAGAAUAUUUAACAGAAGGAUGUAAUCAAAUUAUAGAAGGAGUCUGCGGAACUGAUACGAUAGUUGGAUUAGGUGGAGAGUUAUAAGUAGGAGAUUGAACAGAGUUCAAAGCAUAAUUCUCACAAGAAUAGUAAUGUUUCCUUUAAAAAUAAUAAUUUUUAUUGA
Messenger RNA from Paramecium tetraurelia, 1164 nucleotides. RefSeq lists its product as uncharacterized. Lineage: Eukaryota; Ciliophora; Oligohymenophorea; Peniculida; Parameciidae. The transcript is spliced from 4 exons. The record is from RefSeq and is a predicted model, not a curated record.